AUGCAUCGAAGCAGAACGAGUGUACUUUCACUUUACGGUACAGUCAUGGCUUGUUCGUCAACUUGUUGCAUGGGGUGUCGAAAGGAAUUUAAAUUGAAGAAUUUUGGAUUUACAGAUGUUCAUCCAGCUCGCUUUGUUCUAUUUCAGUGGCGACUACCUCCAAUCGUCUAUGUCGUCUACAGAAUGUUCUUGGCUGUAUACGCAGACUUUUGGCUCAUCUAUACAUCAGUAGAGUUUGCUGGAUUUGGAACCGCAGAUUCUGACAUCAUCAUUGGAAACAACUCAACAGAAAAUGGAACCAAAAACGGAACGGACGUGAUGGUGAUUUACCCAUGGUACGCCUACCUGACCAACUGGACCUAUCUGAUGCUGUGCCUGUACCUGACAUGGCACUUCUUUGUGACAGUGGCCUUCUUUCUACAGAAUCCCAUGCCAUUUAAUAACCGCCCGGAUCCAGACUGCCAUCAAAAAAUGUUCUCCGAGAUUCGGUCGUCCUCUUUUUACACCGCCACUGAAUACAGGGAAGUAUCCUCGCUUGAUCCCGUUCUCGGUAAUGAAACUUCAGUUCUUCCCUGGUAUUUCAAGAUGGUUUGGGUUCUGUUCAGCAUUGCAAGCGUGGGAUCGGUUUUGGUCACGUUGGUCUUUUUUAUUUUUCUUUGGCCAUUGUUUGACACUUCAAGCAUUGGCAUGAUGAACCUUCAGCUCCAUGGAAUAAACUCAGUAAUUAUAGGAAUAGAAGUCGUUCUCAGCGCUGUGCCUUGCAGACUCUACCAUUUUGCCUAUGCUUUACUCUAUGGAAUCACAUAUCUUAUUUUCUCGGCCAUCUUCUAUGGAGCUGGAAACACUGAGCCCAUCUACCCAGGAGUUCUAGAUUGGAGAAGGCCAGGACAGACCACUCUAUUUUGCCUGAUUUUGGGCUUUAUCGGUAUGCCCAUUCUUCAGUCAUUCUUUUUCCUUGUCUACAAGAUCAGAAUGUUCGUCUACAAAAAAUUGGUUAAUGACAUUACUUUGGAGGGAAAUGAUGAUGAACAGAGAAAUAAGUUUUCUCAAUACACAAUGUGACUUAAACAAUGAUUAAAUCAAAGACUGGACUGCUAAAAAAAGGUCAUUUGUACAUUAUUUUAUUGAAUUAUACAUUUCAAUGGUAUGCCAAUAAUUCAGAUUUACUUCGGGGGGGGGGGGGUAAAAAAAAAUUGUUAUUUUUAUUAACCAUUAAUAUUAUGAAAAUGGAAAUCUGUUGGCUAUUUCGGUAUAACUUGAAUUCAUUAAUUCUGGAAAUGAUUUGGAGUCUAUAGUCAUCAGAUUUAUUUUAUAUUGACUGAAUUAUUUAAAGCAGGGCUGAAAUGAUAAUUUAUAGAACAAUAUUUAUUUAUGGAAUCAGGACCUAAAAUAAAUAGAUUAAUUAUUUCAAUAUUUAAAUUGAAGAACAGAAGACAUAUCAUUCUUAAAAUAAUUUUUUUUUCAACUUGUUCAACUAGUUUUCAUUCUAUUAUUUAAACAAAAUGCCAAAGUCAUAUCCAUAAUUACAUUGAUUAUUCAACCAGUGUAUUUCCUAUGCAUCCUAUGCAAACUGAUAUUGAACCUUUUCAUGAAAUGCAAUUUUAUAAUUGGUUUUGUUGCAAAAGAGAGUGAUCUCUAAGUGUUUCAUUUUCUUUAUGCAAUGAUUUUAAAUAAAAUUGUAACAGUGUGAAGGACCUCAAAGUUAUUUUUUCUUCUUUGUUAUAAAUAAGGGUAUAAAGUUAUCAUUGAUUUCUAAAUGACCUCAGUUUUUUAUGCAUUCCCUUAAAAUAACAAGUUUAUUUCACCUUUAGAAAUAUUGUCUUUGAGUUUGUUUCUUUGUUGAUUUUUUUUUUUACAUUAAUAUUUAGUAGUCUUUAUGUUACAGCGAUUUGAUGUUAAACACUACUAAUUACAAAAAAUGUCUGUACAUAGUGAGCUGUUUCAUAUUUUGUUUAAAAAUCAUCCCAGUUAAUUAAUUCAUUACAAUACAUUUGUAAAAUUUGUUCUGCAAUGAUAAUGAGGGCAAGUGGGUUGAAACCAAAAAUGGUGUGAUUUUUUAGCAUGCAUUUUUUGUAUUUAUGAUAAAUUUUAUAUAUAAUAUAUACUGUAAAUCAACUUUUAUUUGUGACAACUUUAUUUUUGGAUUUAUUUUGGAUAAUCUAGUCUGCGAUUAUAAAUGUUUGUGACUUAGCCUUAUCCAGACUAGUACUGGUGUUGUUAUAUGGCAAGAUAUAUUCGCGCCAUGGAGGCUUUUGCAAACCUCUUGAAAAUUUCUCGUACGCAAAUAGAAGUUGGUUUACAGGAAUGGUUACAAGUAAAUAUUUAUGCAUUUACAGUGUUAGACUUACAUCUACACAUGCAUGUAUAUAUUAAUAAUAUGUACUUCACCUCAGCAUUUGUUCUGGCAGUAACAUGAUGUAUAAUACAGUAUUGUUAUUGUUUAUAACCUUAUUGCAUGUAGUUGUUAAUAUCAAGCUAGUCAGGGAUGAAUGUUUUAGUCAUGUUCAAUAGCCAUGGUUAUAUAUUUGAUGUGUGCAUAUCUGAUUAAUAUAUACUGUGAAAUCAUAAUUGUUCAUUGGGGGGGGGGGGGGGGAGGGGGCAAUGUUUGUUGCUUUUGUAGGUUUGUCAGUAACCCUUGCCAACAAAUUCACAUCCCCAUGAAAAAAACAUGUAUCUAUAAACAAGCAUAUUUUUGAUAUUUAUUAAAAUUAUAAUGAUUACACUACAAAUAAAAUUACUUCCCGUGAACUAGGGAAUAAUUCCCCCCCCCCCCUUGAACAUUCACCCCAUGAAUGAAAAUGAUUCCACAGUAUUCACAUUGUGUUUUUUGUUAUUGUUUCUUUUUUGUAUUUUUUUUCAUUGUACAUUUGAUAAAUUUUAAGCAUAAUGACUUUCAUUUUAAUGAAAGAUCUUGUAAAUAAAAGUUAUAAGGAAUAGCAAAGGUAUUUUUGGUGCAGGUAUAUUAUUAUAUGGCAGAAAUAUAAACUAGUUAAAGUAGUGUUGUUUCAUGGUUUCCAAAAUUGAGGGGAGGAGGAUUUUAUUAUAGCUGUGUGAAGUUUAUUAAUUUUUUCCUUUUUAAUUAGACACAUAUUUAGCAUUUAGUAACUCAUGUUGGAUUUACAUUGAUUCUCUCCAUUUGAGGGAGCAUUGUUUGCGAAAAUUAAGCUUAGUAGUCGUAGUACUCAAUUUAGAGGCAAAUGACUUUGUUUGAAAUUAUAUAUUAAGUUGAUAAUUUUGUCAUUCCAUGGCUUAUUCACUAUAAGAUCAUUUAAAGAAAGUUAAAAUGUUAUUGAAUGUUUUUAGAUAUAUUUAUAGAUAUUUGUUACAAUAUAAUGAAUGAUAUAUAUAUAUAUAUAACAUGGUUUAGUAUUAUCUUUAUAAUUAUGUGCCUUCUUUUAUACAAAGGGGGUUGAACUAGGUACAUUUUAAUGUUUUUUUUUUAUCUUUUUGAAAUAGAAUUUACAUUGUAUAUACUAUGACUUUGUUAAAAAAAUAUGUAGCUUUCACAAAAUAUCUACAAUAUACUAUUUCUCUCAGGUUUGUUUUUCCCUGAAGCAAGUUUCAUAUAAAUUAUUCAUGUUAUUUUAUCCAUUUUUAUAUAUUUUCUACUUAAAAAGUAAAUUUGUAAGUACAUGUUUUUUGAUAGAAUUUUAAAAUAUUCUAGUUGUAUAUUAGGUCAUAUCAUCAUUGUUUUGUUUGAGAUUUUGUUUAGUUUACAAAAAUAAUCAUAGCCGGAAUUGUUAUAAAAAUAAAAAUAAAAUGACUAACAUGUACCUGUACAUAAGUAUUUACAUGUAAAUUGUUUAUAGAGCUGCAUGUUUACCAGUAAUUAGUAAGAAAUAAAGUAGAAAAUCUGUACCACCUCCAGAAGUACCUGUAAAUGUUAAAUAAAGAGACAAAAUU
Molecule: messenger RNA, 3903 nt
Organism: Magallana angulata
Lineage: Eukaryota; Metazoa; Mollusca; Bivalvia; Ostreida; Ostreidae
Exons: 2
Coding region: 1-1062 (353 amino acids)
Cellular component (GO): membrane
Source: RefSeq, a predicted model, not a curated record